Molecule: messenger RNA, 351 nt
Organism: Candidula unifasciata
Lineage: Eukaryota; Metazoa; Mollusca; Gastropoda; Stylommatophora; Geomitridae
Source: the annotation of a GenBank genome assembly
AUGAAGUGUCCGGGUGGUCGCAAACUGUUCCGAGAGUUCCUAAGAUCUGAAUACAGCGAAGAAAACAUGUUGUUCUAUCUAGCUUGUGAAGACCUCAAAAAGGAGGAUAAUCCAGAGCUCAUAGAGGAAAAGGCACGACUAAUUUAUGAGGAUUAUAUAUCUAUAUUAUCGCCUAAAGAGGUUAGUUUAGAUUCCCGCGUGCGGGAAGUUAUAAAUAGAAACAUGGUUGACCCCACGCCUAAUACAUUCGACGAAGCCCAGCUUCAAAUCUGGACAUUAAUGCACCGAGAUUCCUAUCCACGUUUCCUCAACUCUUCAGUGUAUAAAAAACUUCUUCAGCAAUUGUCCUGA